GGUUAGGUUUAAUGAGAACCACUGAACGGAGCAGUGUGUAUCGUAAAGAAAACAAUAUUUUCUGUUGAAAAUUCGCGACUAACAUAAUUUCGUGAAUAUCGUAGGUUAAAAUCGUGAAAAAAUGCCUGGCGGUAUAAAGCAUCGUUCGAAUUCCCAAAUUAUAGUUUGGUUUCAAAAUCUAAUGCGAGGUGCAAAAUCCAGAACUACACCACUUCGUUUUGCAGAUUGUAUUGCAGCCCGCACUCAACCACCACCCAAUCUCCCAGAAGGACCAUAUCACAAAACUUCAAAAAUAUAUUACUUUGUACGAGAUGCAAGAAGAGAGGUAGAACCUCCUCUUCUUAUCUCGAAAGCUAAACAAAUCACUGCAGGAGGCGAGGUAUCGGCGAAACCGAAACUUCUUACACCUGGCAAGGUUUGGUCUUGGGACUAACUGUCAAAUGGUAUUAGAACGUGACUGUUCUAAAUGCGAGUCAUGAUAGUGUGGACUGGGUAGAAGAAUGUGGAUGUGACGUAAGUGGCUGCAAGACCAUAAUAGUAUAAGACCUUGUAAAUGCUAUACUGAAUUAAUAAAUAGAAUCUAUACAUAUUUAUUAAAUUAA
Messenger RNA from Cephus cinctus (wheat stem sawfly), 602 nucleotides. Its product is annotated as NADH dehydrogenase [ubiquinone] 1 alpha subcomplex subunit 7. The coding region runs from base 122 to 433 and encodes 103 amino acids. The transcript is spliced from 3 exons. Gene Ontology annotation, biological process: mitochondrial electron transport, NADH to ubiquinone; ATP synthesis coupled electron transport. NCBI's taxonomy places the organism in Eukaryota, Metazoa, Arthropoda, Insecta, Hymenoptera, Cephidae. The record is from RefSeq and is a predicted model, not a curated record. Gene Ontology annotation, cellular component: mitochondrial inner membrane.